AUGUCUACUGCCGAGCUCGCUUGCUCCUACGCCGCCCUCAUCCUCGCCGAUGAUGGCGUCGAGAUCACCGCCGACAAGAUCCAGACCCUCCUCGGUGCUGCUAAGCUCGUCGAUGUUGAGCCCAUCUGGACUUCCCUCUUCGCCAAGGCUCUUGAGGGCAAGGACAUCAAGGACCUUCUGACCAACGUUGGCUCCGGCGGUGCUGCUGCCCCCGCUGCCGUUGGCGGUGCUGCUGCCGGUGCUGCCGCUCCCGCCGAGGCUGCUGCUGAGGAGAAGAAGGAAGAAGAGAAGGAGGAGUCCGACGAGGACAUGGGCUUCGGUCUGUUCGACUAA
Molecule: messenger RNA, 333 nt
Organism: Aspergillus novofumigatus IBT 16806
Lineage: Eukaryota; Fungi; Ascomycota; Eurotiomycetes; Eurotiales; Aspergillaceae
Gene: rpp1
Product: ribosomal protein P1
Exons: 4
Coding region: 1-333 (110 amino acids)
Biological process (GO): translational elongation; cytoplasmic translation
Cellular component (GO): ribosome; cytosolic large ribosomal subunit
Molecular function (GO): structural constituent of ribosome; protein kinase activator activity; ribonucleoprotein complex binding
Source: RefSeq, a predicted model, not a curated record